Messenger RNA from Tachysurus vachellii, 736 nucleotides. It is a transcript of the gene manbal, whose product is annotated as mannosidase beta like. NCBI's taxonomy places the organism in Eukaryota, Metazoa, Chordata, Actinopteri, Siluriformes, Bagridae. The coding region runs from base 170 to 433 and encodes 87 amino acids. Gene Ontology annotation, cellular component: membrane. The record is from RefSeq and is a predicted model, not a curated record. The transcript has 3 exons.
UUCGGGGUCAUUAAUGCGCAUGUGCAAACUCCCGCGCAUGCGUGUUUGUGUGGAAGUAAACUUUCACAACGUCAAUUAUUUUCGUCACACCGGAUGUUAAACCAUAAACACGGUGUAACAGGAGCGUUUUGUGUCGAAUUAUUUCGUUUAUAGACUACAGAUCAACACCAUGUCUGGGGAUUUGGAUCUGUCGCCACCGGAGGUUCCUGAGCCCACGUUUUUUGAGAGUGUUUUACGUUAUGGUCUCUUUCUUGGCGCAAUUUUCCAGCUGGUCUGCAUUUUAGCCAUAAUUAUACCCACCUCCAAGAGCCACGAACAGGAAGAGACUUCAGAGCCUUCUGAACACAAAACCUCUGAGCCGAGCAGAAAACCCAAAGCACCCGCACAGCAAAUCCGUCAAAAACUAAAAAAGGAGAGCAAGAAGAAAAGAUGAGACUGAAUAAGUGUGUGAGCAAAAUUAAAAGUCUGGUACUGUUAUGACACAACAACAAGUAAAAGCACUCUAAAGUUAGAAUCUUUCAUCAUGGACCAUCGGAAUUAAAGACUAAAGUCAUCCUGCAGCUGCUUACAGUUUAUUUACUGCAGUAGAGCUACAACUCGGAUCAAUAUACACUUCAGUCAUUCAUUAGGUUACCAUCAUAAAGCUGGUGGUUAAAACGUUCAUUUAUAUUGGAAGAUUUCAAACAUUUCAAACUUUUUUGUAAGUCUGUAUAAUAAACUGGACUCUUGGACCACA